AUGAGGCCCUUCUUCUUCUUCCUCCUCCUCUCUCUCCUUUCGUUUACGUUCCAUCGCGUAACUGCUAAUAUCAUUUACGAGACUUGUAGAUCAGUAUCAAAAGACAAUCCAAACGUGAGCUAUAGUUUCUGCAAAACCUCCCUUCUAGCCAUUCCAGCCGCCCAGUGCAGUAACCUCCAGAAACUCGGGUUAGCAUUGAUCAACCUCAUUCAGAAAAGCGUAGUUGACACCAUGAGUGACAUCAGCAAGACGCUGAAGACGAAGAAGAAGAAGGAGCCUAAGAAGUUUUAUGAUGUUAAUCAAGUUACUAUUUCCAUUGGUAGGGCUGCUUCAAGCUGUGAAGAUGGGUUUAAAGAUGGAGGUGUGGCUUCUCCACUGCAGAAGAGGGAUGAUAGUACUAGUCAGUUGGCUGUUAUAGCACUGAAAAUUAUUGAUUUGUAUGCUAAAUCAAACUAA
Molecule: messenger RNA, 456 nt
Organism: Ilex paraguariensis (yerba mate)
Lineage: Eukaryota; Viridiplantae; Streptophyta; Magnoliopsida; Aquifoliales; Aquifoliaceae
Source: the annotation of a GenBank genome assembly